Messenger RNA from Durotheca rogersii, 1867 nucleotides. RefSeq names its product FAD binding domain-containing protein. Gene Ontology annotation, molecular function: FAD binding. The record is from RefSeq and is a predicted model, not a curated record. The transcript has a single exon. The coding region runs from base 105 to 1730 and encodes 541 amino acids. NCBI's taxonomy places the organism in Eukaryota, Fungi, Ascomycota, Sordariomycetes, Xylariales, Xylariaceae.
CCCCGAUACGAAUAUAAUAUCGUAGCCAGACUGCAUCAAUGAACGACAACGGCUCUGCCGAGCGAUAAUACAAGCUCUGCCGGAACAUACAGGAUACCACGAGGAUGCAGGAGACGGAUGUUCUGAUUGUCGGUGGUGGGCCGACUGGAGUGACUUUGGGACUGGAGCUCGCCGUCCAGGGGAUAUCGUUCCGCAUCAUCGACAAAGAGCUUCGGCGGUCAGACAAAUCCAGAGCAUUGGCUAUCCAGCCUCGUACCCUCGAACUUUUGAGCCGUCACGGAAAUGUCGGCGAGUUCGUCGCUCAGGGCAACCUAAGCGGCGGUGCUACGUUCUACCUCUACGGCAAGAAGAUGGCAGACAUCGACAUAUCUGGCAUGGCGGGGAACGCCGAAUUUCCACUCAUCCUCAUCACUUCUCAGUGCGAAACCGAGGCAUUUCUAGACGGCUGUCUCGCGAAGCACGGAUGUGCUGUGGAGCGUGGGGUCGAGGCGAGGUCCUUCGUCCAGGAUGACAAAGGCGUGACAGUCGAAGUAAGCAAUCCGGGCGGUUCUCGAGAUGUCAUUCGCGCCAAGUACGUCGUCGGGGCCGACGGGGCGCACAGCAGCGUGCGGCGUUCCUCAAAAGGGUUUACAUUCCAGGGUGCCGCGUAUCCUCAGGACUUCAUCCUGUGCGACGCGCACAUCCGGAACCCGAAGGCGUCCUGGAACCGGUUCUCCCUCUGCAUGGGGCGAGGGUCUCUCGCCUUUUUCCCGCUCCAAGACGGCACCUGCAGAGUCGUGGUAUCGCGCCUCUAUCCCAAAGAGGACGGCAACCUGACGCUGCAGGAAUUCCAAGGGAUGCUGGACCAACUCCUCCCGGGUGCUGGGGAACUGUAUGACCCCACUUGGAUCACCGAAUUCCACCUGCAUCACCGAGGAGUGAAUAGCUACCGAGACGGCCGCUUAUUCGUCGCAGGCGACGCCGCCCAUAUCCACUCCCCAGCCGGGGCGCAGGGGAUGAACACGGGCAUACAGGACUCCAUAAACCUGGGCUGGAAGUUGGCCAAGGUAAUACGCGGCGAGCGGCCCAGCUCGUUUCUCGACAGCUACGACUCUGAACGUCGACCAAUCGGACAGUAUCUGCUCGAGACGUCUGACAAGAUGUUCACUUGGGGGUGUUCUCUGAACCCCCUCUUCGUCCUGUUUCGCAACAUUUUGUUCACCUGGGCAUUGCCCUGGUUUGUGAGCAGUCCAAGCCGCCGUGCUAAGAUCUUCAAGUUCAUAUCUCAGUUUGGCGUUAGCUAUAGGAAAAGCUUCAUCGUCGGUACGGCCACCAACUUUUCGGGGCCGGUUAGGGGAGGCGACCGGGCUCCAGAUAGCAAAAUCGAGAUCGCCGGAGAGGAGAGGUACUUCCACGACCUCCUCACCGCCGAAACACACCACCUGGUCCUUUUCUCGGGAGUCGAAGCGGCUGCUGCCGCGAAAGAGGUCUUCUCAAAAGCCGAAUUUCUAUUCAAGCGGCACAACCCGGACAGAGCGAAGUUGCACAUGAUUCUCGGCGACGGCGCGGACAGACACGGAGCUUCCGGAUACACUGACGUGAGAAAUCGGCUGCAUAGCGAGUUUGGCCUUCCGAGACCUUCGUACGUGUACAUCCGGCCGGACGGCUACGUGGAACACAUCGGGCCGCUUCCGGGACUAGGGACGUUCUUGGAAUCGUUAGGGUGCCGGGAGUCGGGCUUAAUCUCCUGAGUAGGUAGAUAUUUGGCGUAAUUUGUACUUCUAGGUGUCGGCGCCACCGAAAUCUCGUGUGUAGCUCCAAAUUUUAUCACGUUUACACAAUAUCCCAAUCCAAUCGGAGGUGUGGUCAUGAUGGUACGCGGCACUGG